Molecule: messenger RNA, 431 nt
Organism: Effrenium voratum
Lineage: Eukaryota; Dinophyceae; Suessiales; Symbiodiniaceae
Source: the annotation of a GenBank genome assembly
GCAUUUGCUGGUUGUCACCUACAUGCGACAAGAAGACAUAUGCCAAGAGCAAGUUCUGCAGUGCCCACAAGAAGGAGGCAGAGGCGUUGAAGCGCGACGCAGAGAAGAGCGGCAAAAACGCCCUGCAGUUCUACUUGUCCCAAUGCUCGUCCCAGACGCUGUACUCCAAGAUGCUGAUUGAGUUCAUGGGUAGGUGCCAGAGCAGGGGGAAGGGCGCAGGUCGGGAGCGCUUCAACUGGGUUCAGUACCAGGAGACAUGCUACAGAUCCAGGGAGGUCAGGCGCGGCUCCAAGGACCAGAUGAGACUUGGCCACAUGUCACAGGUUUUCGCUCUCACCGUCACCAGGGUCACGGGUCACCGGGAUGCUCUCAUGCUGAAUGAUGCUGCCUCAUGCUGCGGCUGCAUCAUGUUACCCCAUGUUGCCAGUUGA